Molecule: messenger RNA, 1611 nt
Organism: Gigantopelta aegis
Lineage: Eukaryota; Metazoa; Mollusca; Gastropoda; Neomphalida; Peltospiridae
Product: actin-binding protein IPP-like
Exons: 1
Coding region: 1-1611 (536 amino acids)
Molecular function (GO): protein binding
Source: RefSeq, a predicted model, not a curated record
AUGGAUCGUACUAAAAACAACAUUCUCCAAAACAUCCACGAAGAAAUGGUUAAAGGUACGUUCAAUGACCUUGACAUUGUCUGUAAGAAUGGGACAACAACAGCAAACCGCUUGGUCCUGGCCGCGAUGUCACCUUACUUCAGGGAAAUGCUGACAUCAGAUAUGACAGAGAGUCGGACGGGCGUCUUAAAUCUGCCCACUGUCACGGUGUCGGUGUUCCAAGAUGUGCUCAAGAUGUCUUUGUGUUCAGUGGAUCUUGUAAACGAAGGCAACUGCGUCAGAAUUUUAGACGCGUGUGAAAUGAUGCAGCUGAACAACGUCAAAUAUAUGUGUCGUCGUUACCUUAAGGGAAGUAUCGUGCUCAGUAUUGAUAACUGUCUACAUUGGUGGAGAAUUAUGGACCGCUGCAAUGUUCGUGAUUUGUCCAACAGAGCAGUCUCUUAUCUGACAGAAAACCUGACCGACUUUGUUGAAAGAGAAAACAUUGUUCAUUUGUCAAAGAGAGAACUCUUAAAAAUCCUGUCCACAGAUGAUUUGAAAUGUAAGGAAGAUCAAAUUAUGAAAGGUGUUAUGAAGUGGAUUGAAAGAAAUAACCCGGAUACAGAUGACGUAACACGUAUCUUUGAAAUGAUCAGGAUUGAUCUUGUUCAUCCACAGUUUCUCAUUGAAAACGUCGUUUAUUCAGAAGUCAUUUGUGGAAAUCAAUCAGUUCAGCAAAUGAUAAAGAAUGUGUUGUGGUCACAACUUACGAGAGCAGGUUCUAAAAGCAGAUUUCAGAACAGACGUGUAGAUGUAUUCAUUUUACAUCACAACAACACUUGUCUCCUGUCUUGUUUUACAUCAGAAGGAACAUGGGAAGACGUUCCACCUGUUCUAGUAGAUCCUGGUUCUGGGUAUUCAGCAGCAAGUCUAGGCAACAAGAUCUACAUCACUGGUGGUGUCAGUAGAAAAAGAUGUACACUCAUUUACAACAUAUGUAGAAGAGGGUGGGAAACAGGUCCAAAUCUCGAAGAACAACGCGUCUUUCACUGCAUGGCCACAGUUAAUUGUAAAGUGUAUGCAAUUGGUGGCGAGAACAGCACCACGAUUGAAAAGGUGAGCGAGAGUGGAUUACGCUGGCAGCUUGUUGGAGAUUUAAAACAGAACAGAAUGGAUGCAUUCGCUGCUACAGUUCGACACAACAUUCUGGUGAUGGGUGGAGAGAGUGGAGGACGUGGAUCAGAUGUUAUCCAGUGUUUCAAUACAGCGACUCGCUGUGUGUCUAACCUCAGCUCACGUUUACCAUACAGAUCGGUGUGUCUGAGAGGUUCGGUUCACCUGUCUGAUGUAUAUCUGCUGGACUAUGAUGGACAUGUGAUGCACGUUCAGGUCACUGACAGUGAUGGUGAAAUCAAGAUUGAAGUCAAGUCAACAGCGAAAUGGCGAUCAUUUGAUUUUUGGUUUGACAUAUUAUGGCAGAACGGAAGCUUGCUGUCCUUCAGUGGCUGUGACACUAAGUGUAAAAUUAUAAAAUACAACCUGGCUGAAGGGAAAGAGGACAAUAUUACUUUCCCAGAAUCAACGAGAAGUGGUGAUGUGUAUACUGUUCUGCCAGUGGAUCAUAAAGCAUAA